AAUAAUUUGCGGCAUUGUAAAAUGAUCGGUCUCAUACACUGCAGAGUGCAGACCUUUCUCCAGUCCACUACACUUUAAACCUUCGAUCCUUUUCAAUUCGAACUCAGAAUCUCACCGGCAGAGCGCAGUGAAGUGUUGAAAGAUCAGGAAUCCUGAAUCCAUGGGCUCCAACACCGAUUCCUGUGACCGGCGCGUGGGCCUCAUAUACGACGACCGAAUGUGUAAGCACACAACCCCCGACGACGAGGACCACCCCGAAAAACCGGACCGAAUUCGUGUCAUUUGGAACCGCCUCCAAUCUUCCGGCAUCGCUAAGAGAUGUGUAAUUUUGGAUGCAAAAGAAGCUGAGGAUAAACAUAUAGCUCUUGUUCAUACUAAAUUUCACAUUGACUUGAUUAAAAGUAUAAGUUCUGCAAAGUUAGAUUCACGAAGAAAUUCGAUUGCUGCUCAGUUUAAUUCCAUAUAUUUCAAUCAAGGGUCAUCAGAGUCCGCUUAUCUUGCUGCUGGUUCUGUCAUAGAGGCUGCUGAGAAAGUUGCCAAUGGAGAACUUGAUUCUGCCUUUGCUAUUGUAAGGCCUCCUGGACAUCAUGCAGAGAAGAAUGAACCCAUGGGAUUUUGCCUGUACAAUAAUGUUGCUAUUGCAACAAGUUACUUAUUGAAUGAACGAAAAGAUUUGGGCAUUAACAAAGUUUUAAUUGUUGAUUGGGAUGUUCACCAUGGAAAUGGUACUCAAAGUACAUUUUGGAAGGAUCCCCGUGUACUUUUCUUUUCUGUUCAUAGGUAUGAGUCUGGGAGUUUCUAUCCAGCUGGUGGUGAUGGAUCCCAUCUGAUGACUGGGGAAGGGUUAGGAGCAGGAUAUAACAUAAAUGUGCCUUGGGAGAAUGGCCGUUGUGGUGAUGCAGACUAUCUUGCAGUUUGGGACCAUAUAUUAACUCCUGUGGCAAAAAAGUUCUGUCCUGACAUGGUUUUCGUCUCUGCAGGAUUUGAUGCUGCUGUUGGUGAUCCUCUCGGUGGAUGUCGAGUUAGUCCAUAUGGGUACUCAGUAAUGUUGAGCAAGUUAAUGGAGUUUGCUGGAGGGAAGAUUGUUUUGGCACUUGAAGGGGGAUAUAACCUUGACUCUAUAGCAAAGUCAGCCCAAGCAUGUGUUGAAGUAUUGUUGCAACAAAAGCCUAUUCCCGGGUCAUCGGAGGCUUAUCCAUUUGAAUCCACAUGGAAAGUAAUUCAAAAUGUCCGUGAAGAAUUAAGUGCAUUUUGGCCGACACUAUCGGAGAAGUUAGCUGACAAAGUAACCAGUGAAAGAGCACCUUAUGUUCAUAUCAUUAGCUCAGAUUCUGAAGAUGAAGAUAGCGGUACACAUACAGUAGCUGAAGAUCUUGAUAAGGUCAUUGAUAAUGUGAUAGUACCACUUUCGAGCCUGAAAGUUAAUGAGGACGCUGCUGACCAAGCCAUUGCUGUUUCUUCCACUUGGCGAUCAGAACUUCAAAAGAUAGGGAUUUGGUAUGCCACUUUUGGAUCAAAUAUGUAUUUUCCAAGAUUGCGCUGCUAUAUUGAAGGUGGAAAGGUUGAAGGAAUGCAAAACCAAUGUGCUGGUGCAAUGGACAAAAGCCUGCCAAAGGAGAUCAUAUGGAAGACCAUCCCCCAUCGGUUGUUUUUUGGUCGUGAUCAUACGGUUACAUGGGGCCAUGGGGGUGUUGCUUUUCUUCAUCCUGAAAGCACUCAAGACAAAGCUUACACAUGCCUCUAUAGAAUCACGCUUGAUCAGUUCAAUGAUAUUUUACUUCAGGAAAAUGAUCCAAACUAUGACAUGAGAGCUCCUUUAUUUGAUUUGAUUGCUUUACACUCUAUUGAAAACGAAAAAACCAUCUCAGUGGAGGCUGUAAAGAGAGGCUGGUACCACAAUGUUCUUUACCUGGGGAAGGAGGGUGGAAUCCCAAUCCUAACAAUGACGUGUACCUCGUCAGAUGUCGAUAGCUUCAAAUCAGGUAAGUUUCCGAUCCGUGCACCUCCCAAAGCCUAUGCUGAUGUCCUGAUCAAAGGAUUGGUGGAAGGGAAGCAGCUCUCAGAAGAGCAGGCCUCAGCGUACAUACAGGAUGCUUAUACCAGACCGUUGUGAAUUGAAGUUGGUUGAUUUUUUGUAAAGUCGUAGCAAUUCUAGUAGUGGCCCUCCCCUGGUGUUAAUCAAUGAAUGUAUUGGAACAAAUUGUUUUUGUAGACCUAAAGAAUUGGGGUUUGUACUCCCUCAGUACUUCUUUCUUCGUCAGAAGAUGUGUGUAGCAUCAUUCUAGUAUAUGGUAUAUGUAAUGUGCUAUUCAGGAACUCUUCUUGACAUGGUGUUUUUUGUUAAGUUCUUGACUUUAUUUUAA
This is a messenger RNA of Ipomoea triloba (trilobed morning glory), 2363 nucleotides long. RefSeq names its product histone deacetylase 5. Gene Ontology annotation, cellular component: histone deacetylase complex. NCBI's taxonomy places the organism in Eukaryota, Viridiplantae, Streptophyta, Magnoliopsida, Solanales, Convolvulaceae. The transcript has 14 exons. Bases 161 to 2113 code for a protein of 650 amino acids. Gene Ontology annotation, molecular function: histone deacetylase activity. The record is from RefSeq and is a predicted model, not a curated record. Gene Ontology annotation, biological process: chromatin organization.